CAUAGUGGAGAGGGAAGCGGAGCUCCGUGUUUGCGAGUCGAGCCUCAUUUUUCCUACGAGGGAAGUUUGGGUGGCUGCCCUCUGUUUCUUUUUCCCAGGUCAGAGGAAGAAUUUGGAAUUGGGGCGUUCGCGGAAACGAUUAUCAGCGCAUGGGAAUCUGCUUUCUUGUGUGAAUGCUCAGACACAGUGAGAGAAGAUGAACUGGGGUAAACCUCCUCCAGCACCUCCAGUGACCUUUGAGGAGGUGGCUGUGUUCUUCACGGUGGAGGAAUGGGCUUUGCUGGAGCCAACCGAAAGAGCCCUCUACUGGGAAGUCAUGCAGGAUAAUUGCGAGACAGCUGCCUCUCUGGGACUUUGGGUUCCUGGGCCAUUCCUUGAUUCACAUCACCAUUCAAGAGAAACGUGGUUGCUCCGUAGCUCUGAACAAUCAGGCUGGAAUGCUGGUGGGUCCUUGUCAGAAGGAGACACAUCAGAGGCCGAGAAACAGAGACAACCAGGAAGGAUGUCUUCAGAAACAGAUGAGGAUGUAGAGGUGGAAACUUGGGAUGGAGAUGGACCUCAAAGGCAGCUGAAAAGAGAAAGGGAAGGAAAACAGAAGCAGAGGAAGGAACUGGCUGUCUUCCAGUGGAGAAAUGUGUGUGAGAUCCCAGCCCAAAGCAAAAUGCAAAAAGAAACAGGAAGGAAUAAUUGCCUUGUGAAUGGAAAAGGAUUCAGCUGUGUACUGAAUGUUAAAAAAGACCAGAAGAUUCAAGGAAGCAAGAAAACAUCUAUCUGGUUGGAGAGUGGAAAGAGCUUCUUUGAGAAAAGCCACCUAAUGGUUCAUCAAAGAAUUCACACAGCGGAGAAGCCAUAUAAAUGCUCGGAGUGUGGGAGAGGCUUUAGUCAGAGCUCAGCCCUUACGUCACAUCUUCUGAUUCAUACAGGUGAGAAACCAUAUCAGUGCUCAGAAUGUAAGAAGAGCUUCAGACGGAGAUCCCACCUUAUUUCACAUCAGCGUGUUCACACUGGGGAGAAACCAUACAAAUGCUUGGAUUGUAGUGAGAGCUUUUCUCACAAAUCAGUCCUUAAUUAUCAUAAGAGGAUUCACACGGGAGAGGAGCCAUAUAAAUGCUCGGAGUGUGGGAAGAACUUUUGUAACAGCUCAGCCCUUACAUCACAUCUUCUGCUUCACACAGGUGAAAAACCAUAUCAGUGCUCAGAAUGUGAGAAGAGCUUCAGACGGAGAGAACACCUUACUUCACAUCAACGUCUUCACACUGGGGAAAAGCCAUACAAAUGCUCAGAUUGCAGUGACAGCUUUUCUCAUAAAUCAGUCCUUAAUUAUCAUAAGAGGAAGCACACAGGAGAGACACCAUAUAAAUGCUUUGAGUGUGGGAAGAGCUUCAGUCACAGCACAACUCUUUCAUCACAUCUUCUGUUUCAUACAGGUGAGAAACCAUAUCAGUGCUCAGAAUGUAAGAAGAGCUUCAGACGGAGAUGCCAUCUUAUUUCGCAUCAGCGUGUUCACACUGGGGAGAAGCCAUAUAAAUGCUCACAUUGUAACAAGAGCUUCUCUCAUAAAUGUGCCCUUAAUAAUCAUAAUAGGAUUCACACAGGAGCAAUGCCAUAUAAAUGCAAGAAGUGUGGGAAGAGCUUCCGUUGGAAAUCUAGCUUUAUUUCACAUAAGUGCAUUCACACUGGGGAAAAAUCAUACAAAUACUUGGAAUGCAGAAAGAACCUCAGUCAGCAUGGGGACCUAAUUAAACAUGAAAAAGUUCACACAGGGGAGAAAAGCUAUCAGUGCUUGGAGUGCGGGAAGAGUUUCAGUCAGAAGGGCACCCUUUCUUCACAUCAACACAUUCACACUGGGGAGACACCUUUCAAAUGCGCAGAUUGUAGCAAGAGCUUUCUUUAUAAAUCCAGUCUUCAUCGUCCUAAAAGGAUUCACACAGAAGUGAAGCCAUAUGAAUUCCAUGAUUGUGAGAAGAGCUUCACUAUUAGCACAAACAUUACAUCACAUUUCCCACUUCCAUCACAUGAAAAACCAUAUCAGUGCUCAGAAUGUAAGAAGAGCUUCAGACGGAGAGAACACCUUACUUCACAUCAACGUCUUCACACUGGGGAGAAACCAUACAAAUGCUCUGAUUGUGGCAAGAGCUUUUCUCAUAAAUCAGUCCUUAAUUAUCAUAAGAGGAUUCACACGGGAGAGGAGCCAUAUAAAUGCUCGGAGUGUGGGAAGAACUUUUGUAACAGCACAACCCUUGCAUCACAUGUUCUAUUUCACACCGGUGAGAAACCAUAUCAGUGCUCAGAAUGUAAGAAGAGCUUCAGACGGAGAUACCACCUUAUUUCACAUCAACGUGUCCACACUGGGGAGAAGCCAUAUAAAUGCUCACAUUGUAACAAGAGCUUCUCUCAUAAAUGUGCCCUUAAUAGUCAUAAUAGGAUUCACACAGGAGAGAAGCCAUAUAAAUGCAUAGAGUGUGGGAAGAAUUUCCGUUGGAAGCCCAGCUUUACUUCACAUCAGCGCAUUCACACUGGGGAAAAGUCAUACAAAUACUUGGAGUGCAGAAUGUAAGAAGAGCUUCAGAUGGAGAGAUCACCUUACUUCAUAUCAGCAUGUUCACACUGGGGAAAAUCCAUACAAAUGGUCAGAUUGUACCAUGAGCUUUUCUCACAAAUCAGGCUUUAAUUAUCAACAGGAAGCAUGCUAAAGAGAAACCAUAAAAUAUUUGGAGUGUGGGAAAAGUUUCAGUUCCAUCACGAAGUUUACCCAUCAUUGGAGGAUUCACAGCGGAUGAGAAAAUUCACAUUGAAGGGCUCUCACAGCAGAGAAGCAAUCUAACUCCUGAGAUUGAAGCUAGGCUUUUCUGUAGUCUAGUGUUAUUGUACUUAGGAAGUUUCAUGCAAAGAAAGUACAUAAAUGCCUAUGUUUUGAGGGUUUCUAGCUAUCCAUGCUUAAAUGAGAAAUCAACUCUUCUUUUAACAAGGGCAGUUCGGUGGCAUUAUACCCCCGCUGAGGAUCCUUCCCUCUCCAAACCUUGGCCUUUCCAAACUCUACCCCCAAAUCUCCAGAAACUACCUGAGCCAGAAUUGACAAUCCUAAAUUGAGGGGGUGGGUGGAGAGACUGAUGCCACACACUAGUUUCAGGUAAAUCCUAGAGUGUUGCCCAAUUGUGGUGACAUCACUUUCAGAUUUGUACCAGAAAUGACAUUGCACUGUCAGCCUAAUGCCAGUUUCAUUGUCCCCUACCCUCCCCCCCCCCCCCCACCAUCACCACCAGUAUAUCCCUCCAGCUGCCAGAAAUUCACUGGCAACCCUAGGUCAACUGCUUGGCCUCCAUGGAUGCUGGACUGAACUCUUUCACAUAAAGAUGUUCAGUAAGUGGAAGUGCAGUGGUUGAGAAAAUUGUAGGCUUCUGCAUCAAACAUAGUCCUGAAUAAAUAUGAGAAUUAUUCAUUUUUAUGCACUACUUUUGUGAAAAACUAUUAUUUUGUGCAUCAUUAAACAUAGCACUUUGAUACAA
Molecule: messenger RNA, 3506 nt
Organism: Sphaerodactylus townsendi
Lineage: Eukaryota; Metazoa; Chordata; Lepidosauria; Squamata; Sphaerodactylidae
Product: zinc finger protein 271-like
Exons: 5
Coding region: 197-2557 (786 amino acids)
Biological process (GO): regulation of transcription by RNA polymerase II
Molecular function (GO): RNA polymerase II cis-regulatory region sequence-specific DNA binding; DNA-binding transcription factor activity, RNA polymerase II-specific
Source: RefSeq, a predicted model, not a curated record